GGACACGGGUGACGUAACUUUCCCCGAUGUCUUUCGCCCACCUUCGCUCCUCCAUCACUCCGUGCCCUCCUCCCCGCUUCCUUCCCACCGCCAGAGGAGAGGGAGCCCCACACAGAGCUAGCCGGGCUCAGGCAACCCACUGGGAAAGGCUAAGCUUUGUGAACGAGGCCGGGAGAGGUGCGAGUAGGGCAGCGCCAAGCCAGACCGCCUGCGGCUCACCUCUGCCGAGCUGCUCCGGGGCUCGCAGCUAGGGUCAGGCGCCCUCCCCGUCCACCCGCCCCUCCAGUCGCUCACCCCGGUGCGUGGCUCCAGAGCACAAGGAGGCUGAGCUGGCGGCUGGGGCAUGCGCCGUGGCGCCCACUGGGGUAGGCAGAAGGAGGGGAGGGGGGAGGUAGGACCACAUCACUCGGGUUGUCUUUCCAGCCCCGAGCUGCCAGUUUCUGGUUGCCAAGCAGUUAUCAUUGUUUCUGUGGCGAUUGCAGAGGCUGUUGCUAAUAGGAGAAGCCCCACUAAGCAGCAGCAUCUUCCCUUCUCUCUGCACUUUGCGUUUUAAAGCAAGAGACCUAGGCUCGCCUCCCCACCCCCACCCCACCCCCCCUCUUUUGAGUGAAGAAAAAUUGCUCUGGGAUUUAUUUCAUGAAGUGAUGGACUGAAUAACUCCUCAUUCCCUCUUUGGACUUUGGUGCUACCAAACUCAUCGUUAAUUGCUACCUGCCCCUCUGGUAGUGAGCACCCUGGAAAGGAGAGCAUGACUACGGCCAAGGAACAAAAUGCACCAGGCAAAUCAGUGCAACAACAGGAGCAGGAGUUGGUGGGAAGUAAUCCUCCACAAAGGAACUGGAAAGGAAUAGCGAUUGCUUUGCUUGUUAUUCUGGUGAUCUGCUCCCUGAUUGUCACCUCUGUUAUUCUUCUCACACCAGCUGAAGAUAACAGCCUUUCCCAAAAGAGAAAGGUAACGGUUGAAGAUCUAUUCAGUCCUGACUUCAAAAUUCAUGAUCCAGAGGCUAAAUGGAUAAGUGAUAAAGCAUUCAUCUACAGAGACCAGAAAGGAACUGUUAUGUUACAGAAUGUUGAGACAAAUAAUUCUACUGUAUUAAUAGAAAGCAAAAAAAUUGAAUCAUUAAAAGCUGUCCGAUAUGAGGUGUCUCCAGAUCAGGAGUAUGCCCUCUUUUCCUAUAAUGUGGAACCGAUUUAUCAGCACUCAUAUACUGGAUAUUAUUUCCUGAGCAAACUUCCUUUUGGAGAUCCUCAAAGCUUGGAUCCUCCAGAAGUCAGCAAUGCAAAACUCCAGUAUGCAGGGUGGGGCCCUAAAGGUCAACAGUUGAUAUUUAUCUUUGAAAAUAACAUCUACUACUGUGCACACGUGGGGAAACAAGCAAUCCGGGUGGUUUCUACAGGGAAAGAAGGUGUCAUUUACAAUGGUCUCAGUGACUGGCUAUAUGAAGAGGAGAUUUUAAAGACUCACAUUGCUCACUGGUGGUCUCCAGACGGGACUAGGUUAGCCUAUGCCACAAUCAAUGAUUCCCGAGUGCCCAUCAUGGAACUGCCCACCUACACUGGCGCUAUCUACCCCACUGUUAAACCUUAUCAUUAUCCCAAGGCUGGGUGUGAAAAUCCAAGCAUUUCCUUACAUGUCAUCGGUUUAAAUGGGCCUACUCAUGAUUUGGAAAUGACACCACCAGAUGAUCCAAGAAUGAGGGAUUACUAUAUAACCAUGGUGAAGUGGGCAACAAGUACCAAAGUAGCAGUGAACUGGCUGAACCGAGCCCAGAAUGUAUCCAUCCUCACACUCUGUGAUGCUACUACUGGGGUUUGCACAAAGAAACAUGAGGAUGAAAGCGAAGCUUGGCUGCACAGACAGAAUGAAGAGCCCAUCUUCUCCAAAGAUGGCCGAAAGUUUUUCUUUGUCAGAGCCAUUCCCCAGGGAGGACGAGGGAAAUUCUACCAUAUUGGCAUGGCAUCUUCCCAGCCCAAUAGCAGCAAUGACAACCUCCAGUCCAUCACCUCGGGGGACUGGGAUGUGACCAAGAUUCUGGCCUAUGAUGAGAAGAGAAACAAAAUUUAUUUCCUCAGCACAGAGGAUGGACCUAAAAGAAGACACCUAUACAGUGCUGACACUGAAGGCACCUACAAUAGACAGUGCCUCUCCUGUGAUUUGAUCGAGAAUUGUACUUACUUCAGUGCAUCCUUCAGUCACAACAUGGACUAUUUCUUGUUGAAGUGUGAAGGUCCCAGAGUACCCAUGGUGACCGUUCACAAUACAACUGACAAAAAAAAAAUCUUCGAGCUGGAAGUAAAUGCCCAUGUACAGAAGACUAUUAGUGACCGGCAGAUGCCUAAAAUUGAAUACAGAAGUAUCGAGAUCGAAGAUUACAUAUUGCCAAUGCAGAUCUUAAAGCCGGCCACCUUCACGGAUACCACCCACUAUCCUCUGCUCCUGGUAGUGGAUGGCACUCCAGGAAGCCAGAGUGUGACUGAAAAGUUUGAAGUCAACUGGGAAACUGUGAUGGUCAGCAGUCACGGUGCCAUCGUGGUGAAGUUUGACGGUCGUGGUAGCGGAUUCCAAGGAACCAAGCUCCUCCAUGAAGUGAAGAGAAAACUGGGCUCCCUGGAAGAGAAAGACCAGUUGAAGGCUGUGGGGGCAAUGUUGAAGGAAUCCUAUAUUGACAAGACACGUGUUGCUGUGUUUGGAAAGGAUUAUGGUGGGUACCUGAGUAUUUAUAUUCUUCCAACAAAAGUGGAAAAUCAAGGUCAAAGUCAAGGUCCAGUCUUCACCUGCGGUUCUGCUCUCUCCCCUAUAACAGACUUCAAAUACUAUGCUUCUGCAUUUUCUGAAAGAUAUUUGGGCCUCCUUGGAAUUGACAACAGAGCAUAUGAGAUGACUAGAUUAGCCCAUCGGGUGUCAUCCCUGGAAGAACAGCAGUUCUUGAUCAUCCACGCAACUGCUGAUGAAAAAAUCCAUUUCCAGCAUACAGCAGAGCUCAUUGCACAUCUAAUUAGAGGAAAGGCUAAUUACAGCUUGCAGAUCUACCCAGAUGAGAGCCAUUACUUCCACAGCUCCUCCCUGGAGCAGCACCUGUACCAAUCCAUCAUCAACUUCUUUGUGGAGUGUUUCAGGAUUCAGGACAAACUGCCCACAGUCACAAUGAAAGAGGAAGAGGAGGAGGACUAAAUGUGCAUCCCCAUCAAGCACAAAAAUGGUUCUUUCUAUCUAACAAUAUGCAACUGAAAAGUGUUCUCUCCCCACCCCUCCCCUUGCCAUUCCCCCAGGGGAGGAGCUGGGGAAAGAAAUGUAUGUUAGCAUGUGUGUCACAGAAGUGAAGGCGGUCUUCCUGCUCUGUCUCAGCAGCAAGCUCCUUCCCAGGAAGAGGGACAUCACGCAUGACGGGUCCAACCGAGACUACUGUCUGCAAGGAAUAUACCUUCAAGGCAUCACCUUCUCUUGGCCACAGAGUGACUGCUGGAUUAAGUGCCCCUCCCAUCCCCUCUACCACAAGGAUCAAUGGUAGUAAAGGCCCGCCUUGAGGACAUAGAGAUCACUGGCCAGAUCACUGGCCCUUUAAACCCAAGCUAUCCAACAGUAGCAUUGAAGCCCACCUCCUGCAUUAGAGCGCCAUUGUCAGCAGCAUCACAUUGUGUCCGAUAAAACUGUCAUGGAAAUUUAAAAAAAAAACCAACAAAGAUUAUAGCACAAUUAUUUUAAGGGUAUUUUAAAGAUUCGUAUACUUGCUUGCUCCUUCCCAUCAUUAGAAGAUUCAGUGUUACUACCAGGCUGCUUUGAAGAAGACAGACUCUGGACUGUAAAAAGUAUAGUUAUGCUAAUGUUUAACCUUAUGUAAUUAAUUAGUAUUUUUAUAUAGUUUUUAUCUGCAGCUCUGUUGUCAUGGAGUUCCUUGGCUUUGCUUUGCUUCUUCCCUGUCCAUCUGAAGGCUUUCCCCUUGUUUGGAUAAGGAAACACCUAAACUAACUACUUUGUCUUUAAGGUCAUGAGUCAGACACAUUGUGAAGCCAUUUCAGAAAACUGAGGGAUGGAAGGCACCCCAAGCAUGUUCAUUUGCAAGAGGCUGCUUUCCCCCAGAGCUUGAUUUGGGUUUGGGUUUAGAUUUGCCACUGUCCAUCUCCAUUCCAUUCCAGAAACUAAAACUGUCAAGUCCCAUUUCUCCCUAAGUGGUCUCGUCUGUCAGUAUCACAUUUGGUAAAAAUGACAGGGCUUUGAUUCCAUCCUCUCCAGUCUUAUUAAGUAUGCUCAAGUCACAGUAACCCUUGUAGAAGAAAAACCUGAAGAGAAAAAAGAUCUAUGUGUAUAAGAACAUGUCAGAAUUGGACUUCAUUUCCUGGGAAUUGUUCCAUUGCCCUCCCCUUUGAGUGGUAAGGUUGAUGUUGCUUUCUACGUUAGCCUUGUAAGAUAUACUCUGACCAAAUGUACAGCCAAUAUUCAUAGUGUAUAUUUCAUUUUGUUGUAUAUAAAGGAAUGUAUGUCAGUCAUUCGUGGAGUCUCCCUGCCCUACUCCCUCAGCCCCCUGGCGAUAUUAAUCUUGUGUUCAGCGUGCAUGCUAACACUCUUUGGCUGAUCUGAACUCUUUAGAAAUGCUAGUUGGAAAUAUAUCAAUUACUGUCAUUUCCUUUCUCACGUGUUGACAGCCUGAAUGUCAGUACCAAUUUCUUCGGCUUGCAGUUGUCCUGUGGGUGACCUCGGCAUCUGACAGCAGUGAAGACAUAUCCGUGAUGCUUUUCAGUGGUUGGGGAUUUCGGUUUCACCUUUAAGCUUUGCCUGUCAGUUGUAGUUAGGUCAACUUGGAAGACCUUCAUGGGAUUUUCUGUUUGUUUUUUGUUUUGGUUUUUGUUUUCUAAACAAAGGAAGGUGACACACACCACCAUUUUUGCGAAGAGAUCAACCCACUGACAAACAGGACCAAUCAGAAUGCUAUGUGUUCAUGCUUUUGCUACUCCAAUGGGCUUGACUGUCAGCAAAGCGAACCUGAUCUGGAAGGGGAACCCGGCUCUGGCCAUGAGAUGUGGUAGGAGGGAAGUGAGGACGUGGCAUGGUAGCGUUUGUUCAUCCAUGGAAUAAAACAUUAUUUUACCACUCGGA
Sarcophilus harrisii (Tasmanian devil) is the source of this 5092-nucleotide messenger RNA. It is a transcript of the gene DPP6, whose product is annotated as dipeptidyl peptidase like 6. Gene Ontology annotation, biological process: proteolysis. Gene Ontology annotation, molecular function: dipeptidyl-peptidase activity; serine-type peptidase activity. The record is from RefSeq and is a predicted model, not a curated record. The transcript has 26 exons. The coding region runs from base 749 to 3172 and encodes 807 amino acids. Lineage: Eukaryota; Metazoa; Chordata; Mammalia; Dasyuromorphia; Dasyuridae.